GCAGAAAUAGAACAAUAAGAAGUAGAGCAGAGUCCAGAUGACAGGGGAUGUCGCUUCUUCAUGCAAAAUAUUUCUUUUUCUGGACUUCAUUUCUCUCGAGUAAAGAAAGACUGCUGUGCUGGGUUGGAGAAGCCUAAGUGUUUUCUAGAUGCAGCACUGCAGAGCAGAAUGAGCAAGAGGAGGGGGAGGAACAGCCGCAGGAGGAGGAGUUCCUGCAGCAGUAAACAAAGCAACACCACAUCCAGCUCCCAAAACCAUAUGAAGAGUCCACUGGACAAUGUGGUUCAAGCAGACGAAACUACGGAAAAAGGCGAGACGGAUUCAUUCUGUAAGGAAAAUAAUUUGUCAGAUCAAGAGGAAAAGGAGCAGGAAACUCCACGCCAGGACAAUCUGUUCAGACGUGCGAGCUACGGAGAUCUGUAUGGAGAUACAAAGGUGAAAAUGAGCCUUUCAGAUGGAGUGGAUAAAGACAAAGGUCUAAAGAUCACUCACUCAGUGACUAUUGACGAUUUUGGAAGGUCUGCUCCCAAAAUCAUCUUCCAGCGGUCUCACGAGUCUGCAGCAGGAGAAAUAGUGAGCAGUGUGAUAGCGGUCACGACGGCCAAGGUUAAGUGUGUGAGCUCCAGUGUGAGGCUUGAGAUCAAUGAAGUGGUCCAGUCAGAGGAUUCAGACUUCAAGACCACUCUUGUUCUACAAAGUGAGCAGGGAAAGGCAACAGAGGCUUGUUUUCAGAGUCAAAAAGUUGAAACGGCAGGUUCUUCCCAAGCUUACCCCUCUUGGAGCCAGUGCACAACUGGUUAUAACCAAAACGCCAAACAACACUGUGAAAAUGUGAGCUAUAAGGUUAGCAUUGCAGAACUGAAGACGGACGUUAAGGAUAUGUCUUGCAAUCCAAGUUCACUAGGCAGCCAAGACGAGAUUGACUGCUGCAAAAGCUGCUGCAAGGAUCACUUCUGUGGCCACAGUGCUGGAGGUUUCACCGACACUGAUUUCACACUGGUGGAUGGAUCAUCUACCUGCUCAUCGCCUAUUGGUUUCUGGCUGCCACAAAGGCAGCUGUCCCUACCGGAGAGCUUAUGCAACGAGACAUUGUGGGAUAUCCCUCCACCAAUUGAGUUUGCAGACAAAGAAAGUGAUGUACUUCAGAAUUUAACACACAAUGUAGAAUCAUGUCAGAUACACGAUGAUGUGUUCAAAGAGCCGGGGAACCCAUGGAACAAAGACACUGGCAAGUGCCAGCUUGACUUAGACAAUGACGAAAGUAGGUUUAAACCAGUGGGUUGUGAUCAAUUUGAUCUAGAAGGUCAGGAACACUUGUACACCAGGACUCCUGUUAGCAGGUCGUCUUUCACUAAAAACUUCAUCGAAAGUCAUGAAGGAAAGAUGCGACUGCGCAACAACAGCAUUGCCAUUUUGGAAACCAAGACUCAAGCAAAUAGCUACAUGGAAGUGCCAACAAAAAGGCGAAGAACCUUCCCAGGCGUGGCAUAUCCAUUAAAUCAAGCCAGAGAAAGCAUACCUUCUUGCAGAGAGUCAUUUUCCUCUGGCACACUCUCUUCAUUUUUCAUGCGGUCGCUACCUUCUCAAGCAGAGAGAACAGCUAGGUUCUAUGUAGACGAUGACAGGCUAGGACCUUUCGAAAGAGAGAGUCGUAAAUCGUCAAGUAGCAGCAGCUACAGGCCAAGUUCUUGCUCCAUCUAUGGACAAGAUAACAUCAAGGCUUACAGCACAACAAAAAACCCAUUUUACCCAACAAGGUCUGAUGAGACGUCUGAGGAUGUAUUCCUGAAGAGUGGUCAAGAAGACCCAGAAGAUCCAGAAGCAGAGGUCGGGGAGUUGAUGCGAUCAGCCGGAAGAUCCAACACGAGGAGCUCCUCGGCAGGCCCGCUGGAACAGAGCGAGGUGACCGAAAGUGGUUUCGACGAGGAGAUGGUUGAGAUGGAGGAGACCAGUUUAAUAGGUCUGGCUGAGGACUUCUUUCAGAACAACCUGCUUAUCCAGGUCAUCCCACCUUCACCUUACAACUCUGAAGAACACAUCUGUGAUGGAGCCCCCCAAAGCAGAACCAAAACUCAAACAUAUGAAGACCAAGAAGUUGUUGGUUGCCAAAAGAAGCGAAGUGGCUCGGUGAUGACCAUCAUUAUUGGUGCACAUGAGCAGAGAUUCCUACAGAACAGCUCAGCAAGUGGGUCGAUGAGUGAAGAUAUUUCACAGAAUAAUCAGCAAGAAUCUGCAGAAUCAGCCACGGAAACUUGCAGUGCCAUGUCUGAGCCAGUUUUGGCCUCUCCAUCAGAGCAGCUGGAUGUUGAGAAACAGUGCAUGGAGGAAUCUAACCCGCCAUCCGACCAACAAAUGACAAGCGUCUCCUCAUGUUGUCCUUCAGAAAAUCAGACAGAGACACCUUUAGAGAUGAACCCUGCAGAUGUGCUGGAAAUGCCCAAUGAAGAUGUUCCAGCAAAAAGAAUCCAGAAUUAUCGAAGACCAAGCCGAGAAGAAGCAAUGGCAUCAAACAGAGGCAGACAAACAAGCAUGGGUAUCCGUCGGACGUCAAAGUCUUACCAGUCAGACAUGGCUGAACGACAGUCUACCCCUAAAUCACUGGACUUCAGGGAGCAUCUGAAGCCCCCAGGAGACUGCGCCCUCAAAGAUUCAGAAGAAAAUUCGGACCACUGGGCAAAGAAACGGAAGCUGUUCAAGGAGACCAAACAGUGGAGUUCUGCAGGAGGAAGUUCCAUAACAAGCAACAUCACAGAGGAAUCAGACACAGUGAAUUCAGAAGAUGCGCGGUCAGUGGACAUGUCUAUUGAAGACAGAGGUUUUUACACCGAGACGUUUCACUCAGCAUCCUGGAUUUAUCGAGGAGAUGAUGUCAACCCAACUGAAACCGCUCAGGGUCUUAGCAAUCGGCCGCACCCUGUAGCAGUUCGGGAGCGAACUGUAAAAAUCAACAAAGGACUGGGAGAGUAUCCGUGGGGUUUCAGGAUUCAGUUCUCCAAACCAAUUGUCGUCACUGAAGUUGAUACAAAUGGAGCUGCCGAGGAGGCGGGGCUACAGGUCGGGGACUACGUUUUGGCAGUUAAUGGCACCGAUGUCACGAGUGUGCCACACUCUGAGGCAGCUGACCUCGCUCGGCAAGGCCCUGAUCUUCUGACUUUGACCAUUGGUUCUGACAUUGGCCGGACCCCUAACACCCCCAGGCCUGCCUGCAGAGGCUACCUUCACAAGCGCACCCAGUCAAGUCUGCUGAAGGGCUGGAGGAAGAGGUGGUUCGUGCUGAGGCACGACUGCUGCCUUUACUACUACAGAAACAAAAGAGAUGAAGGAAAAAGCCGAGCUCUCUCGGCUAUGAAGCUGGAAGGCGCCGUGGUGGAGGCUGACUCAAGCCUGGGGAAGCCCUUCGUGUUCAAAUGCUGUCCUGUGUCUGGAACCCGAGUUUACUACUUCUGUGCUACAUCAAACCAAGAAAUGAGAAGGUGGUUGGAGGCCAUGGAGCGAGCAGUUCACCCCAUCACUCAGAAUCACGUGUGGGUGGACGUAACUCGGCACAACUCAAACAUGCCUCCUCUGGCUGUCAAGAACCCAGAAUGCCUUGGCUUGCUUCAUCUGCUGGACAGGAGCAAAGACUCAUGGGUACAACACUACUGCAUCUUAAAAGACGGAUGCCUCUACUUCUACGGCAGCAUUCGAUCCACCUACGCAGUUGGGGGGAUCUACCUGCAUGGCUACCUGGUGAGGGAACAGCCUUUAGGAUCCAAAAGAUCCACCAUCGAACUCAAACCCCCAUCUGAGGAGUUCAAGGUCUUCCACCUGUGUGCUGAAAACGCCAAUGAAAACAAACGGUGGAUCGUGGCGAUAAAGGCAUCAAUAGGGAAAUGGCUCCCUUUGCAUCAGGCCAUUCAAGACUACAUGAGUCGCCCCCCUGAGGCCACCAGAAUGUGAGCAGCUGAACCCUAAACCGAUUCACCUGAUCGAAUGUAUCAAUAUUACUAUUGAUUAUUCAAACUGACUAGGUCAGGGGAAAUGUAUAUCGUCGCUGUCCAAUGAAAAGCUCCAAAACAGCAACUUUACAGGAGAGGGAAAAAACCUUCUUCAAUUUCAAUGGAAGUCAAUGUAAAAAAAGUUUAUUUCAGGUCAUUUUGAAGAGUUUCUAUUGGUCUGUUCAUCAAGAAAUUUUGGCACAGUGUAAGGGACAGUUUGUCUGUUCAAGUUAUGUAGUAAACUAAAAAUCGAUAAAAAUGGAGAUAAGUGUUUUUCAUAGGACAGCGACGAUAUAUAUAUAUAUAUAUAUGGAAACCGAAUUGAUCUGUAUUAUAUAUGUAUAUAUGUAACUGUACUAGUUACACAAAUACUAUUUAAAAGAAAUGUAUUUUUAAACUGACAGUCAGAUUGUAUGUUAUGAUGCUGCUUUGUAUUUUAUAAUUAGCUGAAGGACAGAACUGAGUAAUAAGCUGUUCACUGCUGCAGGCUGCUGUGUUUAGAGGAGCUGCUGCUGAGCUCAGUCUUAUGCUGAUCUUCUACUGUUUUUUUACUCUCUUCUUUCAUACACACAUUUUUGCUACAUAUUUUGUAGAAGAUUGAAAUAAAAACCUUUUUGUAUGCA
Molecule: messenger RNA, 4600 nt
Organism: Astyanax mexicanus (Mexican tetra)
Lineage: Eukaryota; Metazoa; Chordata; Actinopteri; Characiformes; Acestrorhamphidae
Gene: pdzph1
Product: PDZ and pleckstrin homology domains 1
Exons: 13
Coding region: 61-3939 (1292 amino acids)
Molecular function (GO): protein binding
Source: RefSeq, a predicted model, not a curated record